Mycena citricolor is the source of this 1208-nucleotide messenger RNA. Lineage: Eukaryota; Fungi; Basidiomycota; Agaricomycetes; Agaricales; Mycenaceae. The record is from the annotation of a GenBank genome assembly.
AUCCGAAGAUGAUGUCGAUCGCGUGUGCGGCUGCAUUCGUCAGCGACAUCGUCCCCAGUUCAUGCUCUCAAAUUCGCUUCUCUGAACGACCCUCCGCCUGAUGACUCUGCUCUUCGCUCCCCGUCCACCGCCCAUUGGCUUCACGUCCCCUCGAGUCCUCUGUACGCUUUAGAUGAGCCAUGGCCCUAUAGCCCACGAUUCUUUCCAUAUCAAGCGAUGCACCAGGGCUGUGAGCGCCCUAUUGCAUUCCCUCAUCUAUCGCGUCCAUUUGCUCUCGCACCCGAUGUGUUCUCACCGAGCUCGCCGACCACCUCGGAUAGCGGCGAAAGCGGCAGUGGCAGCAGCAGCGACCACCAUGUGCCUGACGCGCCCCGCCCGCGCGGCGGUCCCUGCGCACGAGAUGGGCCAUGUGGGUUGGAAAUCUCCCGCUCGAUGUGACGCACAAGGAGCUGCGCACGUUUUUCACGAUGGGUCCCUCGAAGAAGUCCGCCCACGGCCGCGACUCCGACCAUCGCCGCCUCGCCGACGACCUCAACGGCGUCGUCUCCCUGUUCCCCAUCACGCGCUCGGGCUGUGCGUUCGUCAACUAUGCGACGCCCACUGCACUCGAGCAGGCGCUGGCGCGGUUCAAUGGCGCGCACUUCCGCAACGAUCUGACCAAGCCUCUCGUGUGUCGCACGCCGGAGGAAGAGGGCAACGGUCUACAUCCUACCACUCUUUCGGUCGCCAGCUCAGCCACGUCCAGUCAUCGAGCACUUGCGGACCACUUUCCGAAGCGGUUUUUCGUCAUGAAGUCCCUCACACAGGGAGACCUCAUCUUAAGCGUCAAAACGGGUUUGUGGGCCACCCAGAGGCACAACGAGUUCUUCCUCGACCAGGCCUUCAAAACGGCAAAGGAGGUGUACCUCAUCUUCAGCGCCAACAAAAGCGGCGUGUUCUUCGGCUAUGCACGAAUGAUCAGUGUACCGCGAUCCGACCCCUCGCACGUCGAGAGCCCAGCGAAUGACUGCCGGGACCAGGUCGGGAUGAGCCCGCGGUCGAGCUCGAUGGCCCCGGGAGUGUGGAGCAAAUCCACCAGCGACGGCGCUUCACACUGGGGGAAAGAGUUUGGCGUGCAGGUGCAGGUAUCGCGAGACGGCACUGAGCUCCAUCCCGCGGUCGGCCAGGAGCUGCUUAGGAUCUGGGACGAGCUUGCCGUGGAGCAGUAG